AUGGCCUCGGGUCCCGAUCAGACGCGGUCAGCGCUGAUUCUCUAUGGAUCCGAGACGGGGAAUGCGCAGGAAGUUGCAGAAGAAUUGGGCUCCCUGGCUGAGCGGUUGCACUUUGCGACACAAGUCUGCGAGUUGAACCAGUCAUCGCCAGACAUCCUUGCUUCCUUCACUGUCAUAAUCUUCGUCAUCUCCACCACUGGUCAAGGUGACUUACCGGCGAACUCGCGCAAGUUCUGGAAGUCGCUGCUGUUGAAGAAACUCCCGGCGACAUACCUUAGUGGGGUCAAUUUUACAAGCUUCGGAUUGGGGGAUAGCUCUUAUCCAAAGUUUAAUUGGGCAGUACGCAAGCUUUAUAAACGGCUGGUCCAAUUGGGUGCCAAUGAUAUCUAUCCAACUGGCGAGGCAGAUCAGCAACAUCCAGAAGGACUUGAAGGAACCUUUUUCCCAUGGGCGACAGACUUUCGAAAGCACCUACUGGGUCGACACCCUCUUGCGCCAGGAGAGCACCCGAUUCCGGAUGAUGUCCAACUACCACCGAAAUGGAUAUUGCGGCUGAAGGAUGACUCCUCAUGCCCUUCGGAGGCCAUCCCUCUCUCCGCAGUAGCUCAUCUAGACGAAUAUCCCGGGUUGACUGAUUUGGACAAUGACACCCGGCCUCUUCCCGACACAUUUACUUCGACUUUGACCGAGAACCGAAGAGUCACACCGAAGAAUCAUUGGCAAGAUGUUCGAAGGAUAUCUUUGACCAUUCCAGAGUCUGUCAACUACGUACCUGGUGACAUGAUCGCCAUAACCCCGAAAUCUUCUCCCAAGGACGCACAAGUACUCAUUGACUUGAUGGGAUGGCACGAGCAAGCCGAUAAACCAAUCUCUCUCGUCCCCACGGGAGAGUCAAACGCCGCUUCACCGAUCCCCGGUAUCGAGUCGUACCCAAGCCUAACCCUUCGCACCCUCCUCACCGAUUACCUCGACGUUCGAGGAAUACCCCGCCGCGGAUUUUUCUCCUCCGUCGCUCAUUACACAGAUAACGAGCUGCAUAAAGAAAGACUCCUGGAAUUUACAAACCCGGAAUACGUGGAUGAACUAUGGGAUUACACCACACGACCUCGACGGAGUAUCAUCGAAGUCCUGCAUGAGUUCGACUCUGUGAAAAUUCCCUGGCAACAUGCCGUCUCUGUUCUUCCUGUGAUGCGAGCACGACAGUUCAGCAUCGCCAGCGGUGGAGAGCGGAAGAGAACAGCGGACGGCAAGACACAGUUCGAGCUUCUCAUCGCUAUCGUGAAAUACCAAACCGUGAUCAAGCGUAUCCGCGAGGGCGUGUGCACCAAGUAUAUCUCCACCCUUCGACCUGGCAGCACACUUCGCAUCCAGCUACAACCAGGCGGUCUCAACUCCUCCCAACAGCAGCUAACAGCAUCAACUAUCUUGAUCGGCCCAGGAACAGGCAUUGCUCCGCUCCGCUCAAUGCUCUGGGAAAAGGCAGCGCUAGUCCAAGCCUUCCGCAACCAAAACCCAGGCGUACAGCCUCCAAUCGGGCCUACAGUCCUCCUCUACGGCGGUCGCAAUCGAACCUCGGACUUUUUCUUUGAAGAGGAAUGGGGGCAUUUAAGCACGCUGAUCCCGCUGCAGGUUCUCACGGCGUUUUCGCGGGAUCAGCCUCAAAAGGUCUAUGUACAAGAUACCGUACGCCAGAAUUUUGGACUUUUCUUUCGCCUUCUCCACGAUAUGCAAGGAUCGGUGUAUAUCUGUGGUUCGUCGGGGAAGAUGCCCCAGGCUGUGCGAGAGGCGCUCAUUGAAGCUUUCCAGAAUGGAGAUGGAGGGCCGGUACCGGGACCUUACAACCGGUCGCAGGCGGAGGAGUAUUUGAUUGGGAUGGAGAAGAGUGGGCGGUACAAACAGGAGACAUGGUGA
Molecule: messenger RNA, 1911 nt
Organism: Penicillium waksmanii
Lineage: Eukaryota; Fungi; Ascomycota; Eurotiomycetes; Eurotiales; Aspergillaceae
Gene: tah18
Product: NAPDH-dependent diflavin reductase
Exons: 4
Coding region: 1-1911 (636 amino acids)
Cellular component (GO): cytosol
Molecular function (GO): NADPH-hemoprotein reductase activity; flavin adenine dinucleotide binding; FMN binding
Source: RefSeq, a predicted model, not a curated record